Pistacia vera is the source of this 987-nucleotide messenger RNA. Its product is annotated as transcription termination factor MTERF2, chloroplastic-like. The record is from RefSeq and is a predicted model, not a curated record. Gene Ontology annotation, cellular component: chloroplast. Gene Ontology annotation, biological process: regulation of DNA-templated transcription; chloroplast organization. The coding region runs from base 1 to 987 and encodes 328 amino acids. Lineage: Eukaryota; Viridiplantae; Streptophyta; Magnoliopsida; Sapindales; Anacardiaceae. The transcript has a single exon. Gene Ontology annotation, molecular function: double-stranded DNA binding.
AUGUCUUCUGAAUCUGCUCUAAAGGCAUCCAAAAAAGUUCAAUUUGUUACUCCAGAAAAACCAGACUUAUUGGUAAAUGUUUUAAAGAGCAGUGGCUUCUCAGAAACCCAAAUCUCAGACCUCAUCAGAAAGCGCCCAAAUCUGCUUUUGUGCAAUCCUGAGAAAACCCUUUUGCCAAAACUUGAGUUUUUUCACUCCAAAGGCGUUUCAAGUCUUGUUCUUGCAAAACUUUUAUGUCGGGACCCUAGCAUCUUACAAACGAGCUUAAACAAAAAAUUAAUCCCUUCCUUUCAUUACCUUAGUAACUUGCUUCAAUCAAGUGAAAAGGCUAUUACUGCUGUUAAACGCUCUCCAAGCAUUAUUUGUCAUGAUCUUCAAAAAUUGAUUGCACCUAAAGUCGGUUAUUUGCGAGAUAAUGGUGUGCCUGAAUCGAAUAUUUUUAGGUUACUUAGUAAUUGGACUUGCAUAUUUAUAAAUGACUUUAGUCGGUUUAAAGAGACUGUGGACUUGGUAAAGAAAAUGGGUAUAAAUCCUGCAAGGUCACAGUUUGUUAUUGCUAUUCAUAUAAUGAUGGCAAUUUCCAAAUCUCUCUGGGAUAAGAAGAUUGAUGUUUACAAGAGGUGGGGUUGGUCUGAGGAAGAGAUUCUUACAGCAUUUCGAAAGAAUCCUUGGUGUAUGACUACAUCUGUGGAUAAGAUUAUGGGAGUGAUGGACCAUUUUGUAAACAAAAUGGGUUGGGAGCCUUCUGUCAUUCUGAAGCAGUCAAAUCUUCUUUCACUCAGCUUGGAGAAGAGAAUAGUUCCUCGUGGUUCAGUUCUUCAAUAUCUGUCAUCCAAAGGUUUGCUUAAGAAUAAUUUUCUCUCGGCCACACCUUAUACCAUUCGUGAAGAAACCUUCCUGCAGAAAUUUGUUAAUUGCUAUGAUGAAGCUCCCCAGCUAAAGAAGCUGUACAAAGAGAAGCUGGAUCUUUCAAAAAAGAGAGACUGA